AGCAGACUCCGCGAAACAGCAGCUCCGUCACUAAUCCAGACGUACAUACAUAACUUUAGGUAAAUGCGCCAACGGCCAGUCCCUUUCUGCGUUGUUCUUUGCGGUUAUUGUGAAUGGAGUGACCGACUUGAAGGAGGCAGAGAAUAGCAGAUCCUGGUCGAUCCACCCAGUUUUCCGCUGCCGUCGCUGCGAUGCCGACACGGAUGGAGGGAUGAGCAGCAGCCCAGACUGUUGCGGUAUGUAUGUGGAUCAAAUCGGGCUCUUUGAGGACUGCGAUGCAUACUUAAAGCGCACAGCUCUUCCCCCAGGGGUUAUGGUAACCUGUGAUCGAGGAGUCUACAAGCUGAUCGAUGGCCAGGUUGAGCUUUAAACUUAUUUGAUAACGGAGAAAAUGUACACACGCAAUGCGUGCUUCAUAACGUCUGAAGGUCUGAAGGCAGCCUUGGAAUUUCCUGGAGUGCAUCGGCUUUACUCGGAAUCAAGCUCUAGAUAUAUAUUGCAAGGAACAUAGUAGUAGAACAUAUAAGAGCGAGCGACAAAGUGCUAUACCUGCUUUUGUAUGAUACUUUUAAUCUCUGGUAUAUGUAUGCGAAACGUUCUAUUUGUGCUCACUCAAAGGCGUGUUGAUGGGGGGAAGGUCGAUACUCUAAGUGCAUGGCUGCUCUCCGAGUCGUUGGUUCUGUUUACGCACAGCGUCAAUAACUUUCGCCUGUCGUCUGAAAUGGUCAACAAAGCCACUUAUCGCACAAGCCUAAGCAGCUACGUACAGAACACCUUUAAAAAGAUCUUCAAGGAAGCCAAGGCCAUGGAGUCGUCCACUCAAGGCAGGCUGGACCUCCUACGCAGCGUCACUGGGGUACCCACAAAAAAGGAGAUCAAAAAACUAUUGAAAACUAGUGGAGUUGGUGGCCGCAUUUCGGGUGAACCGAAACUACCCGCUGAACCUACUAAGGUGCCACCAAAUCUGCUGCAGAUCCGUUCAAUCAACAUUAAUGGUCAGGACAUCAAAUUGGCCGACUACGGAGAAGUUAUCAUUGCUAACAUCUCAAGCGCUGAGAGCUUCGAGGAUCUAAUCACCAGUAUGGCCGAGCNAGUGGAGUUGGUGGCCGCAUUUCGGAUCCGUUCAAUCAACAUUAAUGGUCAGGACAUCAAAUUGGCCGACUACGGAGAAGUUAUCAUUGCUAACAUCUCAAGCGCUGAGAGCUUCGAGGAUCUAAUCACUAGUAUGGCCGAGCACUGGAAGCUAAACAUGUACAAGCUGAUGCUCCGAAUGACGCAGACCUUUGUGGAAAGCACCAAAAAGGAGUUUUGGCUGAAGUACCACCUACCCACGGAAUCGGUGCUCUAUCAGAUCAUUCGACAAACACUGAAACUCCAUGCGAGCUAUGCGCUAUUCUGA
Messenger RNA from Drosophila guanche, 1399 nucleotides. RefSeq lists its product as uncharacterized. The record is from RefSeq and is a predicted model, not a curated record. The coding region runs from base 560 to 1399 and encodes 279 amino acids. The transcript is spliced from 4 exons. Lineage: Eukaryota; Metazoa; Arthropoda; Insecta; Diptera; Drosophilidae.